Messenger RNA from Sinocyclocheilus rhinocerous, 2671 nucleotides. RefSeq names its product somatostatin receptor type 5-like. Gene Ontology annotation, cellular component: neuron projection; plasma membrane. The coding region runs from base 224 to 1468 and encodes 414 amino acids. Gene Ontology annotation, molecular function: somatostatin receptor activity; neuropeptide binding. The transcript is spliced from 4 exons. NCBI's taxonomy places the organism in Eukaryota, Metazoa, Chordata, Actinopteri, Cypriniformes, Cyprinidae. The record is from RefSeq and is a predicted model, not a curated record. Gene Ontology annotation, biological process: regulation of insulin secretion; cellular response to glucocorticoid stimulus; neuropeptide signaling pathway.
AGGUUUAACGGGGAGUAGAUGCCAUCACCUGUAGCGAGGCUGCACACUGGUGUGAGAGCGUGCACGCAAAGGCUGUCCUCAAGCUAUAAUUCAGAUCCCGCUGCUGACAGAUUUAACCUGCACUAUGUUUUCCGGUGUUUUUUACAUUUAUCUACUCUUCUCAUCUCCUUCGAGGGGUGUUUCACACCUUCCUGCGUCUCACUGAUACAUACUCAGAUCCAGAAUGGAGUCAUUAAACCAAUCCGGGUGGGUGGGAACAAUCCCAGGGAAUUAUAACUCCUCCUCCUUUGGACUGGGAUUUUCAGGAAGUCCAGUUGGGAAUUACACUGGCAAUGUGUCCGAUCAAAGCAUGCCGUUUCAAGGGAGCAGCACGAUGGUUACUGCGGUCAUAUCAUUCACCGUGUUCAUCGUUGGACUCACUGGCAACACUUUGGCUAUCUACGUAGUUUUGCGCUAUUCUAAAAUGAAAACAGUUACAAACAUUUACAUUUUAAACUUGGCUGUGGCCGAUGAGCUGUAUAUUUUGGGCCUCCCUUUCCUUACGACGCAAAACGUACUGUCCUACUGGCCGUUUGGCUCAUUCCUGUGUCGCGUCGUCAUGACGGCAGACUCGUUAAAUCAAUUCACAAGCAUCUUCUGUUUGACAGUGAUGAGUAUUGAUCGCUAUUUAGCAGUAGUGCAUCCUAUCCGCUCCACUAGUUGGCGCCGACCACGAGUAGCUAAAGCAGUUAGCGCAGCGGUGUGGGUGUUUUCCUUCAUCGUUGUUCUCCCCGUGGUGAUAUUCUCUGACGUUCAGGACAUGUUUAACUCAUGCAACAUGAGUUGGCCGGAACCACGAGACAUUUGGUCGAUGGCAUUCAUUCUUUACACCGCAACGCUUGGAUUCUUCGGCCCCCUGCUGGUCAUCUGCAUGUGUUACCUGCUCAUCGUAGUCAAGGUGAAGUCGUCCAGUGCACGGGCGGGAUUUACGAAGCGCAGACGCUCCGAGCGAAAGGUGACCCGCAUGGUGGUGGUGAUCGUGGUGGUGUUCGUCCUCUGCUGGCUGCCGUUCUACAUCAUCAACAUUGUAAACCUGGUGUUCAUACUCCCAGAGAACAGCGUGAUGGCAGGGGUGUAUUUUUUCGCCGUCAUCCUAUCGUAUGCCAACAGCUGUGCCAAUCCGCUGCUCUACGGGUUCUUGUCCGACAACUUCAAGCAGAGUUUCCGGAAGGUGCUGUGUGUGCGCAAGGCAAACGGCGUGGAGGAUGGAGAUCCCAGUGUGCCGCGGACGGAGAAAACGACGACCCACGAUACCUUCCUGACGCCUCAGAACAAUGACUUUAAUGGACACGUACAGGGCAGCCAGGUGUGGCCUGAGCCUCAAGCCACGCCCCUGAGCGUGCCAGUGACUCCGCCCUCCCGCGCAGCAGCGCUCAGCCUCCACCCGGUGCCCGCUGUCGCCACGCCCAGCUUCAGCCGUGACCUGUGACCCCGGCGGGUCGUGAGGGCCCAUCCGAACAAUGCCAGGAUACUUUGUUUUGGGUGGAGGGUGCUGUGUGUGCUGGAAACACCAGGGUCUUCAUGCACAUGGAAACCUGGAAAUAUCAGGAAUUUUUAAAACGGCCUGGAAAAUUCUAUGUUGAAUUUAAAUGCUUUAAAAUAUUUAAUCAGUUAAGAAUUACUAUUUGUGAAUUUGUAAAACACUAUUAAAAACCUGGAGUCUGAGGCCACCAGUGAAAAUCUGUUUCGUGUUUUUAGAAUUUAAUGCAAUCCCUUCAACAUCAAUAUAAUAUUAGCAAAACAAUUUUUAAGUUUUUCUUUAAUGAUUAAGUGCAAAGCCUGAGUUUCUCCAGCAUGACCUAAAAAGGAAUAAUGCAGAGUCUGAAAUCUGUUUUAAAUUUUUUUAAAUCCAAACACUUUCUGGUUUAAAUUACAUUUUGAAUCCCAGAUUUUCAGCGUGGUCUCAGACUUUUGGGCCCAACUUUUAAAGAGUUUUAAGAAAGGAUGAAAAAGAAACCGGAGAGGGAUUUAGAAGAGAGACAGGACUUCAGAUGCAAUUGGUAUAUUGCUUUUCACUCACACACACACACACACAGACACACACACACACACAAGCUUUAAAACAGAAACAUUCAAUCAAUUUUCCUGCAUUAAACACAAAGUAACCUUUUCUCUUUCUCUUCUACAAUCAAAUGAUUGAUGUGAAGUGAACAAAAAAGAAACACCCACACACAGAAAAUGUAUUAUAUGUACCUGCUACAGCUGAUUGCGAAAAACUCUGCGUAUCCCAGUGUCCUUCACAACCACAGACUAAUACGCUGUGUUCCUUCAGGAGUUCAGCAGUCUAAAUGUGGAAAAGUGCAGUAGAACUCCAAGAAGUUUGAUGUGAUACUUGGAAACUUAUUCUAAUACGAUCGGCACCCAGUUAUCAUUAAUAUUCCCUUUUAAACAGAUCAAAAUUAUUCCAACUACAAGAUAAAACCAGGUUACCAAAUCAGCAGGGUUAUUAGUGCUAACUAAAAUUAAGGCCGUAAAAAUCGUAUUUUCUUGAAAUAGCUAAUGUUAUUGCAAUGGCAAAAUUUUCAUUUAGUUUGAGUUGAAGUACUAUUAUAUAACUAAACAGAAGCAAAACUUAAAGCUAAUAACGUAAUAACUUAACUAUAUAGAAUUUUUUUUUAAUAAAAAUGACCAA